AAACCCGCGCUGUUCCUUCGUCCAUGUCAGGCCAUCUCGAUCGCUUCGUGCGGACAUCUGGAUGAAGAGCUUGAGAUUGAGCAAUUGAGGAAAGAGCAGGUGCCAAAAGCUCAUCCAAUGCUGGAUUUCUCCAGGCCAUUUGUGAUGAAAAGGUUAAUUCAGCUAAGUUGUGUUGUUGCAAAUGCAAAUCAGUGAAACCUCAAACAGUUCCAAUCGAGCUAAAAUGUCACCCCAGCAGUAUGCAACCGUCCAUCCCAUGUUCUGCCUCACCAUGGCAGUAUAAAAAGAUCUUCAUUUUAUUCUUGCUCUUCAUUCAUUCUUGCAAUUAAAUACAGACGAGGCAGUGGCGUGGAAAUCGUGUUGUUCAAACCCUGUGCUCUCACCAUGGUGCAAGGAAAGGGCCAAAAAGCAUAAUUGAGGCCACCCGUCGCAGGCAAGGUUUGGUGGCCAGCGAAGGUUGAAGAAGGCCGGCACGGACCACCUCCUCGCCGUCUCUCUCCCACCAUAAAUCCGUGCCCCAGGCCAGUUCACCCGCCUCCUCCCACUUUCCUGCCUCCCCUUCCCUCUGCAGCGGACGACGGCAGCAACCCGAGCAUCCGCAUUGCUGUCCGCGGGGCUCGAUUGGACUCCCCAGAUCCCGUUUCGUGGCUGCUGCCUGCGCCUGCGAUCAUCGGUGCCCUUCAAGUAUUUCACAUUGCAGUGAAAGGCCAUUCUAGGGAAUGCAGAAAGAUGUGCUUGCACGCCAGAGAUAACUCCUGUGAAGAGGAGGGCAUUUCUCCCAUUGAUUUGAGAUCACUAAUUCUUGAUGAGCAAGGAUUACAGUUGCUCACUUGGUGCGUUCUACAAUCACAAAGUAAUAAUGAUGCUAUCAAUGUCAGAAAUACUGCUAUGCUAGAUCAUGCAAUUUCUGAUGAUGGUUGAAGUUUUUGCUAUUACGGUUUCUCUCUAAAAUUCCAAUAGGAAAUUGUCUGCUAGCAUUUUUUUGAACGAUGGAACUUGAGAAGAAUGGAAACAUUUUACUGCAAAGGUAUGAGAUUGGAAAAUUAUUGGGGCAAGGAACUUUUGCCAAGGUUUAUCAUUCUAGGAACAUUGUAACUUCUCAAAGUGUGGCUAUAAAGGUGAUUGACAAGGACAAAAUUUUCAAGGUUGGCCUAAUGGAUCAGAUUAAGCGAGAGAUAUCAGUGAUGAAAUUAGUGAGGCACCCCAACAUUGUACAGCUGUAUGAGGUCAUGGCUACCAAAUCCAGGAUAUACUUUGUGCUAGAAUAUGUCAAGGGUGGUGAAUUGUUUAAUAAGGUAGCUAAAGGUAGGCUAAAAGAAGAUGCUGCAAGGAAGUACUUCCAGCAGUUGGUAAGUGCUGUUGAUUUCUGUCACAGUAGAGGUGUUUAUCAUCGUGAUCUGAAGCCAGAAAACCUACUUGUUGAUGAAAAUGGAAAUCUGAAAAUUUCCGAUUUUGGACUGAGUGCUCUUGCUGAAUCAAGACGACAAGAUGGCCUUCUACACACAACUUGUGGAACUCCAGCAUAUGUGGCACCUGAGGUGAUCAGCCGAAAAGGGUAUGACGGUGUCAAGGUUGACACAUGGUCUUGUGGUGUGAUCCUUUUUGUUUUGAUGGCUGGUUAUCUUCCUUUCCAAGAUUCAAAUUUGAUGGAGAUGUACAGAAAGAUUGGGAAAGCAGAGUUCAAAUGCCCAGCUUGGUUUCCAUCUGAUGUACGAAAGCUAGUGUCAAGAAUUCUUGAUCCAAACCCAAGGAGUAGAAUGCCAAUUACAAAAAUAAUGGAAACUUACUGGUUUAAAAAAGGACUUGACAGCAAGCUAAUCCGUAAGAAUAUGGAGACACAGGCGUCAGUUACAGCACUUGCUGAUGUUAAUGUUAUUUUCUCCUCCAUGGGUAGCAGUAGCAGCAAAAAGACUGAGGAGAAACAGGAUGCUGGAAAGCUGACCAACCUUAACGCUUUUGAUAUUAUUUCUCUUUCAGAAGGCUUUGAUCUUUCUGGCUUGUUUGAGGAGACAGAUAAAAAGAAAGAGGCAAGGUUUACAUCAAGUCAAUCAGCUUCAGCUAUUAUCUCAAAACUAGAGGAUGCCGCCACAUGUUCGAAGUUGACAGUUAAAAAGAAAGAAGGCGGUGUGCUGAAAAUGGAAGGUGCAAAUGAAGGAAGGAAAGGUGUAUUGGCAAUAGAUGCAGAGAUCUUUGAGGUUACUCCUUCAUUUCAUUUGGUAGAAAUCAAGAAGAACAAUGGAGAUACACUGGAAUACCAAAAUUUGUGGAAGCAAGACAUGAAACCAGCUCUUCAGGACAUUGUUUGGGCUUGGCAAGGUGAGCGUCAAGAUCAGCAACCUGAAGAUCAUGGUCAUCCAUAGAUUUGUUUCAAUGUUGAACUGAUUUGUCAUGUCAGUAAAGACAUUGCUUAUCAUGUUGGCAUCCAAAAUUGUAUCUCGUGGUUCUAUUCAAUCUUCUGGUGUUCUCAAAUUCAUAGCUAUGUAAUUGGAUUCUGAACUUAUAAUGCUAAAAAUCUUGUUUGAUUUUAUUAUUCGAAAUAUGCCCAAGAAUAUGUUACAAAACUCAAUAUUUAAUGAUUUAAUGCCUGCCUAAAGCUGAAGGGCUGAACACCAUCUUCCA
This is a messenger RNA of Oryza brachyantha (malo sina), 2619 nucleotides long. Its product is annotated as CBL-interacting protein kinase 18. Lineage: Eukaryota; Viridiplantae; Streptophyta; Magnoliopsida; Poales; Poaceae. Bases 990 to 2360 code for a protein of 456 amino acids. Gene Ontology annotation, molecular function: protein kinase activity; ATP binding. The record is from RefSeq and is a predicted model, not a curated record. Gene Ontology annotation, biological process: signal transduction; protein phosphorylation. The transcript has 5 exons.